AUGAUAGAUCGUACUCAUGCUGGUAUGUAUGCUGGCAAGCCCACGGGCCCGACGAGCCCUCCGAGUGCAGCGACUAGCGAUCGGUUGGCACAGUGA
Parastagonospora nodorum SN15 is the source of this 96-nucleotide messenger RNA. RefSeq lists its product as hypothetical. The transcript is spliced from 2 exons. Bases 1 to 96 code for a protein of 31 amino acids. The record is from RefSeq and is a predicted model, not a curated record. Lineage: Eukaryota; Fungi; Ascomycota; Dothideomycetes; Pleosporales; Phaeosphaeriaceae.